UUAAACACCAUGGGGUUCCGGUUGCCAGGAAUUGUUAACGCCAAGAGAAGUCUAAGUCACAUAGCUGCCUCAAAAACCUUAGAUAUCCCCAAAGGCUGUUUUGCAGUGUAUGUUGGAGAGAGCCAGAAGAAGCUCUUUGUGAUUCCAAUAUCAUACUUGAAUGAACCUUUAUUCCUGGAUUUGCUGAAUCAAGCAGAGGAAGAAUUUGGAUAUGAUCAUCCAAUGGGUGGAAUCACCAUCCCCUGCAGUGAAGACUCCUUCCUUGAUCUCACUUCCCGUUUACGUGUAUGAAUAAACACUAGUGAAGUUAAUCUGGGAAGCCUUCUGUAUCC
Messenger RNA from Prunus avium (sweet cherry), 332 nucleotides. The record is from RefSeq and is a predicted model, not a curated record. Lineage: Eukaryota; Viridiplantae; Streptophyta; Magnoliopsida; Rosales; Rosaceae.